This is a messenger RNA of Maudiozyma barnettii, 7491 nucleotides long. It is a transcript of the gene UTP20, whose product is annotated as Utp20p. The transcript has a single exon. Bases 1 to 7491 code for a protein of 2496 amino acids. Gene Ontology annotation, cellular component: small-subunit processome; 90S preribosome; nucleolus. The record is from RefSeq and is a predicted model, not a curated record. Lineage: Eukaryota; Fungi; Ascomycota; Saccharomycetes; Saccharomycetales; Saccharomycetaceae.
AUGGCCAAACAGAAAGUCACAACGAAAACAACCAAGAGGUUCAGAUACUCCUCAUUUAAAGCUAGAAUUGAUGAUUUGAGAAUCGAACCUGCUAGAAAUCUGACCAAGAGGGUUCAUGAUUAUGUCGAGACCUCCCAUUUCCUUGCUUCGUUUGAUCAUUGGAAGGAUAUUAAUAUGAGUGCUGAUUUUACAUCCUUCUCAUUUGAAGUACAAAAUAUUGUCCAAACUCUACCCCAAAUUCUUUAUCAUGCUGAUACUAUAUUUAAUAAAUUAGUAGAACAUAUUGACAAUCAGGAUGAUAAAUCAUUACAGCCAUUAUUAGAUCUGUUGGCCCAAUUUUGUCAUGAUUUAGGUCCCGACUUUACCAAAUACUAUGAAAGAACAGUAACGUCAUUAAUCAAACUUCUAGACGAUGCCAUUAAAUUUGAAUCUCCUGAUGUCUUUGAAUGGGGGUUCAACUGUUUGGCUUACAUCUUCAAGUAUCUAUCAAGAGUCUUGACUGAUGAUUUGAUUCCAACUUUCGAUAUGUUGUUACCUCUUUUAUCCAAUCCGAAGGAGUAUUUAUCUAGAUUCUCUGCUGAAGCAUUAUCAUUUUUAAUUAGAAAAUCAAGUGCCAAAAAGCUCUUAACAUUAACAUCUCAUUUCUUCGAUAAAUUGGAUGCCGAUGACGAAAGCUCUAACUUAUAUGAUGGGUUAUUGAUUCUAUUUACGGAGGCCAUUAUUUCAACUCCAGGGUCACUGCAUUCCAAAUCAAACUCUAUCAUAAAUGUUCUUAUUGAACAAUCGUUUAAUAAGCCAAACUUGGAAUCAUGUACCACUUUAAUAUGUGAUGUUUGGAUGAAUAUAUCUAGGCAUGCGGAAAUGGAUGCAUUGACACCUGUAGCGGCAACAGUUGUUGAAUGCUUAACAAAAUUUUCCAAUCAACAAAAUGGAAGUCACAUAAUAAAAAUAGUUUCCACAAUGGUAUAUGCUGAAAGUGGUAGAAAAAUCGAUGAUUGGUCGAUGAUAACAAAACUUGUAGAUAGUGUGAUCGAAAGCACAGAAAAGGGAUCUUUACAAGCUGAUAAUAUUUCAUUUUUAUUUGCUGUACUAUUACGUAAUGCGGAUGUUAGAUGCUUAACUCAAUUUCACAAAACCAUAUUUGAAACUAUCCUUAUGGAUUAUGCUUCUCAUUUUUUGCAAUUCUUUUCGUUUUGCCAAGACCUUACCUUAGACAGAUUAAUCUCGUUUAAUGGUUCCAAAUAUCUUAAUAAGUAUAUUGAAGACAACUGGAAUAAUGAUGAAGAGGGGAUUUCGCUAUACCUUCUACAACUACAUAAAAAUGAUAGACACUCAUCUAAGAUUACUGUAAAAUUACCAACUGAGUUCACUAAUAGCACUUUAGAAUCUUUGAAGAAAUAUUGUAGAGAUGUGUUAUCUACAGAUGAUUUGUACGAGAUCUAUUGGAGAUCCAUUGUGCUAAAACACAGUGUAUCUCUUCCAAAUGGUGUAAUUUUAGAAUUGAUCAAGAUCUUAUUAAAUUCCACUGAUUUUGCAAGUAAUAAAUUUAACAAAGAUGUCAUUGGUUGUCUUAUCCAAAUUCUUUCAGAUACAAAGUGCGAAGAGUUUGUGACAUUAUUCCCAACACUAGUCUCGAGAAUAUCACAAAAUAUCGAUAGCAUUUUUUACAUCAGAGGAUUAAACCAUCUACUGAAGAUAACCAAAAAUGAUGAUAAAUUACAGACCAUUCUAUCCAAAAAUCAGGACACAUUUGUUCAUCUGGGUGAUAAUUUAUCUCUUCCUAACCCCCAAUUGAGAUAUGAAACAAUUAACCUUUUAAUGGCUGCAUUUGAGAUUCAAAACGUAGAAAUUCCACGUUAUCUACAGGAAAUAAAACUGUUAGAGGAUAUCCCACUAACUUUACAAAAUGCAAGAGAUAUUACCACAAGAAUAAGAAAUGCCGGUAAGGAGUUUUCUAAAUCCGAACUUGGUGACAUUAUGGGUAGCUUUUUCAUCAAAUACUUGUUUGGAUUACUCACUAUCAGGUUUUCUCCUGUUUGGGACGGUGUGUACGAAAUAAUUCCCGAUAUUUAUAAUAAGGACGCAAACCUUACUUGGAACUUCAUCUAUAGAUUUUUGAAUAUCACCCAAAAAGCAGACGAAUCGACAGAUAUCGAAGAGACACUUCAAGAUGAUGAAAAGAACAUAUUAUGGAUUUCGCACAUAACAAGAUUAGACUCCGCUCUGCAAUUAUUUAGUACCGCCUGGAAAAAAUAUACAUUCAACAGGGACACCAUAAUAUCUGUUACUAAAGAAAGUAGAGGGCCAAAUGAAUAUCCACCUCAAAUCAGAAUGCAAGUAUUGACUCUAUUGUCCAAGAUACCAAUGUUAGCAGAAAGAAAUUCCAAGGAGUUUGUUCCCUUCUUAUUUAAUGACGUAGAAUCGAGAGGUUUGUUCGAAGAAAAUGAGAUUGUUCUUACUUCAACCUCAACAUGGUAUGAGACGGAUAAGAAUCUGUUGUUAAAAAUCUUAAGUAAUUUCAAAAACAUUAAGAAUAUUUUUAAAGCCAAUGAUGUAUUUGACAAACUGAUGAAACUUUUGGGUAGUCGUACCGUAGACGUCCAGAAGCUUGCUUUAAAUGCGCUAUUUUGUUUUAAAAACCCUACAAUUGUCAAGUAUAGGGACAACCUAAAUAGUCUUUUGGAUGACACUCUUUUUAAAGAUGAGGUUACCAAAUUUCUUUCCGAUAAUGACACAAGAACAAUAAGCAAAACCGAAGAAGAUGAAAUCAUGCCAUAUAUAUUAAGGAUACUUUAUGGUCGUGCGCAAACUCCACCUACGAGUGGUAUCAAAAAGAGUAGAAAAGUAGCUGUUCUUUCAGUUCUACCAAAUUUAAGGGAAGAAUUCAUAAUUAAAUUUUUCGAACUGGGAAGUCAUGGUUUUUCCUUUGAUUAUUUCUUUGAGAAUAACUACCAAAUUGAACAAUCAGAAGUAACUGCAUUGAAUCUGAGAAGAAUGACUGGUUUUAUAAAUAUUAUCAACAUGUCUUUAGCAUACCUCGGUUCGAAUUUUCCUGAAGCUAUUGGAGCAAUUAUUAAACCGCUUCUUUACAGUAUUGCGAUGUCCUAUACUUCUUCUCCUGAAAGUGAUAAUACUGAAUUUGAGGCUAAAUUAACUACAAAUUUAAGACAACAAUCUUUAAAAUGCCUAAAUACCAUUUUCCAGACUUUAGAAGACAAGUACAAUUGGUCUAGUGCCAUCCAAGAGAUUUAUGAAAUAGUACUGAAGCCAAGAUUAGCGUUGUUUGCAACAGAGAACUUGCAACAACCAUCUUCAUUAUUAAAGUUGAUUAUUUUUUGGACGAAAAGUCCAUCAUACUACAAAUUUUUAUACUAUGAUAACUUUGCAGUUACUAGAGUAUUAAUGGAAACUUUAACUAACGAGCAUGCUAAAGAAGCUGUAAUCAAUAUCAUUCUUGAUGGUUCUAAUGAAAUUAUUUCAAAACAAUCAAAAGAAGACCAAUACAUAGAUCUCGUAUCUAUAGUCGCUAGUUCCUGUUUACAAAUUCUGCCUCAAUUAUACAACCGUAUGGUUAAUAUUGAAACAAUGUCAAAAGCGGUUGAACUAUUAUUAAACAUGACAGAAGCAGGUUACGUCCAAAAUAACGAAACAAGAAAGUAUCUCCUAGAUGCACUACAGUUAAUUAUUGAGAAGAAUUUCAAAAAUCUCAAGAGUAAAGACACAAUUAAGAUAUUAAGGGUUAUAUCAGUUCUAAUUUCAGAAUAUGAUUGUCCUUGGGAAGAUGUGGAACGUCUUUAUAAGGAUUUAUCUGCGUUAUUCAUGGUUUUCACGGAGAAAGACCAAAGAAUUGAGUUGAGUGAUAUAUUUAAUAAAAUUGGUGGACGUUUCAGUGCUUUUGUAGAUGUUGCUACUUUAGUAUCUGACUUUAACUCCUAUUCGUCAAGACGAAUGAAUGAAUAUGAUUUCCCAAGAAUUCUAUCAGCUUUUAAACUUUUUACUGAAACACAGUAUAAGCUUUUCUCUAAUCUUCAAUGGCUUCCAAUCCUUUACAACUGUCUAUAUUUUAUUAAUGACAAAGAUGAACUAGCAUUGAGAACAAAUGCAUCUCAUUGUCUAAAACUAUAUGCUGAUUACUUGAAUGAGGAAUAUAAGACUACUGAAAAAGUUAAAGACAUAUCAACCUUUAAAGAAAUCAUGCUGCCUGCAAUUUGUAAUGGUCUAAGAAGAUACACGGAAGAUGUUCAAAAUGAAUAUAUUUCUAUCGUAUCAUAUUAUGUAGAAACUGUUACAUUCUACCCAGGUCUUGAUGACAUGAAAGUACUGCUAUUUAAGGGUGAUGAAGAAGCCAAUUUCUUUACGAACAUUACUCACAUUCAAUUACAUCGUCGUCAAAGAGCUGUUAAGAGAUUAAGAGAGUACUCCUCCAAAUUAUCCGACAACAGUGUUUCACAUUACUUGAUCCCAAUAAUCGAACACUAUGUUUUCAGUGAUGAGGAUAAGUUCAGAAAUAUUGGUAAUGAAGCUCUUCUAACUAUCGGGAUACUUUCUGGGAAGAUGAGCUGGAAACAAUAUAGGGCUCUUUUACGUAGAUAUAUUUCAUUUGUGAAGGCGAACGGGGAUAAACUAAAACAAGGUGUACUAUUAAUCAAUGAAAUAUCAAAAGCCAUGAAGAAUACUCUUCUAUCACUAAAAAACCCUGACAACACAUCAUUUGGUACUUUUUCCAAACUUCCAAAGAACAGCGAAGAUCUAAUUUCUUUUAUUAAAGAUGAUUUAUAUCCAACAUUAACAAAAAUUGUUGCAGUUAGAGAUGAAGAAACAGUAAUUGCAAGAAUUCCACUUUCUGAGGCAUUAGUUAAUUUUAUACUUGGUUUGGACCAUGAUGAUAUUGUUAAUUUAUUACCUGGUAUUUUAACCAAGAUCUGCCAAAUAUUAAGAAGUAGGGCUAGUGAAUUACGUGAUGCAGUCAGAUCCAACCUGGCCAAAAUUACAAACAAUGUGGGAGCAAAGUACUUGUUUUUUAUCAUAAAAGAACUAAAAUCUGCGUUACAGAGAGGUUCUCAAGUUCAUGUAUUAGGUUAUACUGUGCAUUACAUUAUUAGAUCUAUGUAUGAUCAUUUAGGAUCUGGAGAUCUUGAUGAUUCAGCCGCUCUAACUGUUGCAGUUAUCAUGGAAGAUAUAUUUGGUUCUACUGGUCAAGAGAAGGAAUCCGACAACUACCAUACUAAAAUGAUUGAAGUUAAGGUUAAUCAUAGUUACGAUACAGGUGAAGUCUUAGCCUCUAAUAUCAGUCUAAGUUCUUUUGAUGACAUUCUGACACCUGUCAAAGCAUUAUUAUCAGAGCAUAUCAAUUUAAAAACUCAAAAGAAGCUUGAAGAAUUAUUGAGAAGAUACGCAUUAGGUAUUAAUCACAAUAAGGCAUGCCAAACACAGGAAAUAUUAUCAUUAUGUUAUGAAAUAUUUGAGCAAUCAAAGGAUGAGAAGUCAAACACCCGUAAGAAAAAGAAUGUUAAAGUGAUUACCGAGAAGGAAGAAUUUUUCCUAGUGAGUCUAAAUGCGAAAAAGGCAAUGAUACAUAAAGAAGAUACCCUAUACACUGAUGUGAUGCAAAAAUUUUCGUUAGACUUGUUACGUACCAUCCUAUCAAGGAAUAAGGAACUUCUAAAUGUACAAUACCUAGCUGGAUUUAUCCCAUUGCUGAGUGAAGCACUACAAUCCGAAAAUGAGGAUGUUUUAACAAGUGCGCUACGUGUAUUAGUUAUCCUAAUCAAAUUGGAUUUUACAGAAGAAUCUGAAGCACUCUUCAAAAAUUGUGCACGUAAGGUAUUAAAUCUAAUUAAAGAUUCACCAUCCACAUCGAAUGAUCUAUGCCAAAUGGGUCUUAAGUUCUUGUCCUCAUUUAUUCGUCAUAAAGAUAUUAAGUUAAAGGAUACCGCGUUAAGUUAUGUUUUAAUGAGAAUCCUACCGGAUCUAAAUGAACCAAGUAAACAAGGGUUAGCUUUCAACUUUUUAAAGGCAUUAGUUUCUAAACAUAUCAUGCUUCCUGAACUUUACGAUAUUAUUGGUUCUGUUCGUGAGAUCAUGAUUACAAACCAUUCCAGAGAUAUUAGGAAUGUUGCUAGAACUGUUUACUAUCAAUUCCUAAUGGAAUAUGAUCAAAGUAAAGGUAGACUAGAAAAACAAUUUAAAUUUAUGGUAGAUAAUUUACAGUAUCCAUCACCUGAUGGUAGACAAUCAGUCAUGGAAUUGGUCAACCUUAUUAUCACAAAAUCAUCUCCUGAAUUACUGUCAAAGUUAUCGUCGUCUUUCUUUAUUUCGUUAGCGAAUGUAUCAUUUAAUGAUGAUAACGGUAAAUGCCGUGAAAUGGGUGCAGUUCUAUUAACUCGUAUGUUUUCUGUUUUAGACGAUAAAAAUAUGGGAGAUAUUGAUAAGUAUAUUGGCACAUGGUUGAAACAGUCCGAUAAUCCAACUUUCCUAAACCUUGGGAUGAGGAUAUAUAAGAUAUAUUUAUCCAGUUUAGGUACAGGCAGAAAUCUUGAGCUAGAACAAUUGGCCAGAGCUAGAAUUCAGAGUGUUCUGAAUGACACUAAUGUUGGUUCAGAAACAAAUUGGGAUUUAAUAUAUUCAGCCCUUAACCUAUACACUAUUUUUAUCGAAAAGGCUCCAGAAGAACAAUUUAAGAAAGAAAACAAAAAUCUGUGGGAUGACGUAGUAUCGUGUCUAUUGUAUCCUCAUGCGUGGGUACGUCAAGCAGCUGGACGUCUGGUAUAUGAAUUAAUGAGUAACCUAGAUUAUAUGGAUGAUACAUUUAAUGAAGAAGAUAUUCAAAAUAUUGCGUCAAGAGUGUUGCAUCAACUUGCAGCACCUUCUAUUUCCGAAGGUUUAUCGUCAAUUGCUAUUAAAACUUUGAUUAAGAUAAUUAUGUUAUGGGAUAAGAAUAAUACAGCUUUCUACCAGAAGAAGGAUGCAGAUGAAGAGCAAAUUAGUGAGAAUACGUAUCUGAAUGCUAUCGAUUACAUAAUUGUGAGAGUUUCAAAGAUUAUCAGAAGUGAACAUAACCCAGCAGAUUCAUUUAUGUCCAAAAAAGCUGGUAUUCAAUUUUUUGCGUUAGUGGUCCAAAUGUUGUCAGAAAUGCAAGUUACGCAAGAAGCUGAAAAAAUUAUUCUAGCCCUUUAUAUGCAUUUGGAAUCAGAUAGAGGUAGAUUAUCGGAAGAGCAGGAAGAGUUAUCUAAUCUAUCUCAAGAAUGUCUACAAAUGGUUGAAUCCAAAAUGGCUGUAUCUGCAUUUACCGAGGCAUACACCAAUGUUAGACAAGUAGUUAUUAGAAGAAGGGAAGAAAGAAGGGCCAAGAGAUCAAUUAUGACCAUCAAUGAACCUGAAUUAGCAGCACAAAAGAAAAUGAGAAAACAUACUAGAUCUAGAGAAAAGAGAAAACAUGAAAAGGAUGACAAUGGGUUCUAUCAAAGAAAAAAUAAGAGAAAGAGAACCUGA